UAAAAACAAGUUUUCUCAGUGAACAAUUCACACAAUUCAACAUCUCUUUCACGUUCUCUUAAUUUUACUAGAUUCUCCAACAACAUUCUAUACACAGCUACCUGAUAUGUUAGUUGUAUAAAUCACCUGUGUAGCUCAUCAUCAAACCGUGUAGUUGGUUGUGUAUUUUGAUCUAAAAUCGGUAGAUGAUAGAGUUUUACUGGCUAGUCUCAAUUAAACGACCUGUUAACAAUUUACUGAAUAAUUGCUAUUCGAAUGUGAGAUAAUAAUUCGCUUCACGAUGAUGUUGUAUAUUGUGCUGCUCAUGAUCACAAUUCUGUACUUUUUGUAUCGAUUAAAAAAUGCACGAAAAUAUCGUUUAGCUAAACAAUUCACUGGCCCAACAGAGGUUCCGAUUUUAGGAAAUACUUUGAUAUUCAAAAAAAGGACACCAAAAGAGGUGCUCACAUAUUUCCAAAACGCAUCCGACGAAUAUGGUUCAAUAUACAGAAUAUGGAUGGGAACACGACUGGCGUUCGUUGUUACCGAUCCGAAAGUCUGUGAAAUUGUUUUCAGCAACAGUACAAAGUUCCUUGAAAAGAGCAGCUUGUAUGACUUUCUCGUGCCAUGGCUCGGAACUGGUCUACUGUUGAGUGCUGGCCAAAAAUGGCAUAGUCGUCGUAAGAUAAUAACGCCAGCGUUUCAUUUCAAAAUUUUGGAAGAAUUUUGCGUUAUCUUUGACGCACAAAGUGAAAUAUUACUAAAUAAUCUCAAGAAGCAUGAACACGGAGACGCAUUUGAUGUUACGAAUUAUAUAUCAUUGAUGGCAUUGGAUGUGGUGUGCGAAACUGCAAUGGGGAUAAAACUUAAUGCCCAAACGGAUGCUGAAUCUUCUUAUGUUAAAGCUGUACACGAACUCACAAGAAUCAUCUCGACCAGACUCGCAACAAUCUGGCAGCGAAACGACUUCCUCUUUAAUUUAUUUGCUAGGGAAAUGCGAAUAAAGCAGGACGCCGUUAUAAAACGGCUGCAUUUGUUCACGAAAAACAUAAUCAACCGAAGAAGGGCUCAGUUGAUUCAAGAAUUGGAAUCAAAUGAAAAAUCCGAUCGAAUGGAACUAGGUGGUAAACAGGCACUCUUAGAUAUUUUAUUGCAAUCGACAACCGUCGACGGUAAGUCCUUGUCCAAUGAAGAUAUUCGAGAAGAGGUGGACACUUUUACGUUUGAGGGACACGAUACCACAACGUCUGGAAUAUGUUUCACGUUGUAUUUGAUAUCAAGGCACCCGGAUGUUCAGAAUAAAAUUUUUGCCGAAAUUCAAGAUGUUUUCGGUAGUAAGACCGAAAAAGCUACAUACAGAAAACUUCAAGAUCUAAAGUACUUAGACAUGGUAAUUAAGGAAGCAUUGCGAAUUUUCCCGCCUGUUCCCAUAAUUGGUCGAAAAAUAGAAGAAGAUUUACAAUUACACGACGGCCGAAUUGUACCGGCUAACUCAACAUUUACGAUUAACUUCUUCUUAAUGUUCAGAGAUCCGAAGCUGCAUCCGAAUCCGUUACAGUUUAAUCCAGACCGGUUUAUGAGUGACAAUGCGAUGGACAGCUUUUUCUCGUACACUCCAUUCUCGGCUGGCUCGAGAAAUUGCAUUGGACAAAAAUUUGCAAUGCUGGAACUAAAGAGUUCCAUAUCAAAGAUACUUAGAUCUUAUGAACUGUUGCCUGUCGGUGAAGAGCCCAUUCCAGUGAUGGAGUUGAUUUUAAGAUCGGAAAAUGGAGUACAAUUAGGAUUGAAACCUAGAUUGUAUUGAACCUAGAAGUAAGUUGCAGCUGAAAGAGCAUAUAGUGUAUUGUGUUGUAGCAAAGUAGGUGAAUUUUUGUUAGUUAAAAACUUGAACCUUCAGCCAAAGAUUUCUAAACUUCGAUACAAACCUAAAGCCGAAAACACAUGAACAAUCACGCAUUGCUGAGGUCGACAAUUAUGCUGUGUUUUCCAUUGUAAUCCUAUUUGUAGCAUUGCUUAAGCACAAUGGACAAUGUAGCAGAAUUGUCGAGCUCAGCAAUGCAACAUUGCUCGUGUGUUUUCGGCCUAUGUUUUGACCAAAAAUACAACUAAAAUUCCGGAAAGCUUGGAAAGCAAGCGUUAAAAACAAUUGUGGAUUUUUUGAGAUUAUCAUUGAAAAUGUACCAGUUCCAAAUGAGGUUGCUCGAGGAGCAUUGGUCCUUAACCUACCUAUUUGAAUAAUGUUUUCCUGACUGGAAACCUUCGGUAAACGUUCAUAAGUUGAGAUGAAAAA
Molecule: messenger RNA, 2269 nt
Organism: Bradysia coprophila
Lineage: Eukaryota; Metazoa; Arthropoda; Insecta; Diptera; Sciaridae
Product: cytochrome P450 4d2-like
Molecular function (GO): heme binding; monooxygenase activity; oxidoreductase activity, acting on paired donors, with incorporation or reduction of molecular oxygen
Source: RefSeq, a predicted model, not a curated record